AUGGGGGCUUUGUACAGAAGCCACCGCCUGAGAUCCCAUGUGGAUUCUACGACGGUUGUGGAGAUGGUCGUGCAAUGUCCCACCUCCUGGAUCCUGGCGGGCCUCAUGGUCUUCCUUCUGUCGGGUGUGGUGACCUCUUGUCCGGAGUUCUGCAGGUGUUACGGGACCCUGAUGCAGUGCUUGGAGCCCAACACUAUCAGCAACAUCUCGCUCUUCAGAGACGUGGAGAACAUCACGGAAGCUGUGAUCGAAAACCAGAAGGACUUGUUGAACCUAACUCAGAUGGACAUGAAGAACUUCAGAGAGCUGAAAAAUCUGACCAUUUCGAACACCGGCUUAAAGUACAUUUCUGAAGACGCUUUUCACAUGAAUCCGCGAAUGACUCACAUCAACCUAUCUUCUAACUCCUUGGUCUCGCUGUCUUGGAGGACAUUUCAUGGUCUACCUCUACAGGAGUUAGUCCUGACUGAGAACCCAUUCCAGUGCUCCUGUGAAGUGCGGUGGAUUCAGUUUCGUAGAGAAGAAGGUUGGGCUGAUCUUGGAAACCAAUCCUUAAGCUGCUGGAAAUAUGGGGUGGAGAUUUUUAUAGAAGACGACAACAUCUCGAACUGUGAUCGUCCAGAUGUCUUCAUUGCAGAGCAAAAUCUGACAGUUCUUUAUGGGGACAACCUGACCCUUCAGUGUAAUGUAGCUGGUCAGCCUACACCAACGGCUACCUGGAUUUUACCAGAUCUGAACGUUCAAUUUGAAAUUGAGCAGUCUGAUGGUCCUGAUAUUGAGAUCUUCUUGCAUAUUUUCAAUAUCUCUUCCGGAUUCAACAAGCGUGAUGUCAGCUGCUGGGCUGAGAACAUGGCUGGUCCCACCAAAAAGUCAGUUCAGAUAGAUGUCCACUUUUCUGCAGUAAUUAUUGACUUGGGCGAGGUGAUUCAUCAACAUCACUCCUGCAUCCCUUAUACAAUAGAUGGGAACCCUGCCCCGGAGGUCAGCUGGCAGUUAAAUGGAGAGACCCUAUUCAUGAACACCUACAUAUACACAAGGCUGCUUGAGUACAGAGAAAACGGGACCCUAAUCCAUGGCUGCUUGUACUUUAAUAACCCAACGCAUGUCAAUAAUGGCAAUUACACGCUACUGGUGAGGAACCGGCUCGGGGAGGACAGCAAGAGUGUCUACAGUAUCUUUAUGGAUAAUCCAUUUAAAUUUGACCCGGAAGAGCCCAUUCCAGUGUCGCUGUCUCCAUCUGGCGGAGGCAAUAGCACGUACGUGAACCCAGUGGAGACGGUGGACGACAACACAUUUGGGGUCUCUGUGGCUGUAGGCUUGGCUGUCUUUGCCUGCCUGUUCCUUCUCAUCAUGCUGAUUGUACUUAAUAAGUGUGGAAGACAUUCGAAGUUUGGAAUCAACCGGGCAGCAGUCUUGGCGCAAGAGGAUGACUUGGCCAUGUCUUUGCACUUCAUGAAUUUUGGCGGCAGUCCAUUCACCUCUGCUGAAGGAAAGCUGGAUGGAAGCAAGCACAAUUUCAUUGAGAACCCGCAAUACUUCUGUGAUGCCUGUGUUCAACACAUCAAGAGAAGAGACAUUUUGCCCAAGUGGGAGUUGGGAGAAGGGGCCUUUGGGAAGGUGUAUUUGGCCGAGUGCUACAACCUGACCCCAGAUGAAGAAAAGACUCUGGUAGCUGUAAAGGCUCUUAAAGAAGCUACCGAGAUGGCCCGCCAGGACUUCCAGCGUGAGGCUGAGCUUCUCACAGUCCUUCAGCAUGAGCACAUUGUGAAGUUUUAUGGUGUCUGCACUGACGGGGAGCCACUCAUGAUGGUGUUUGAGUAUAUGAAGCAUGGAGAUCUCAACCGCUUCCUCAGAUCCCAUGGACCAGACGCCAAGAUUUUGGAUAACGGCAAUGGGCAACCAUAUGGCCAGCUCAACUUGACCCAGAUGUUACAAAUUGCCAGCCAGAUUGCCUCGGGCAUGGUUUACCUGGCAUCUCUCCACUUUGUCCACCGAGAUCUUGCGACAAGGAACUGCCUUGUGGGGAACCAUUUGGUUGUCAAAAUUGGUGACUUUGGGAUGUCCCGAGAUAUUUAUAGCACCGAUUACUACCGGGUCGGGGGUCGGACGAUGCUGCCCAUCCGCUGGAUGCCCCCUGAGAGCAUCUUGUAUCGUAAAUUCACCACAGAUAGUGACAUAUGGAGCUUCGGCGUGGUCCUCUGGGAGAUCUUCACCUACGGGAAACAACCAUGGUACCAGCUUUCCAAUACAGAGGCCAUUGAAUGCAUUACUCAAGGACGAGAACUUGAAAGACCAAGAACCUGCCCUACUGAAGUCUACACCAUCAUGCAAGGCUGCUGGCAGAGAGAACCUCAGCAGAGGCUAAACAUUAAAGAAAUCCACCGCAAGCUUCAAGCUCUAGUUAAGGCCCCGCCGGUAUACUUAGACAUUUUGCAGUAG
Bufo bufo (common toad) is the source of this 2439-nucleotide messenger RNA. RefSeq names its product neurotrophic receptor tyrosine kinase 1 (gene NTRK1). The transcript is spliced from 17 exons. Gene Ontology annotation, molecular function: neurotrophin receptor activity; neurotrophin binding; transmembrane receptor protein tyrosine kinase activity. Lineage: Eukaryota; Metazoa; Chordata; Amphibia; Anura; Bufonidae. Gene Ontology annotation, biological process: cellular response to nerve growth factor stimulus; positive regulation of kinase activity; cell surface receptor protein tyrosine kinase signaling pathway. Gene Ontology annotation, cellular component: signaling receptor complex; plasma membrane; axon. The record is from RefSeq and is a predicted model, not a curated record. Bases 1 to 2439 code for a protein of 812 amino acids.